Messenger RNA from Rubroshorea leprosula, 1321 nucleotides. Lineage: Eukaryota; Viridiplantae; Streptophyta; Magnoliopsida; Malvales; Dipterocarpaceae. The record is from the annotation of a GenBank genome assembly.
CUCUUUAUACUUCUUCUCUUUCUUCUCGUCAAAUUGUUUCGCUUCAAAGCAAAAGGAACACAAACAAAGCUCUGAUUUUUAUCUCAGGGUUGCGAUUCAUACCGACAAAGACUGUAAAUUUUCCGGCUUUUCGAGGAUUUUUAUUUGAUAAGGAAUGGGUGAUCAUUUAGUUUUGUGUGUUGACCGCCUCGUAACACCUGAAAGCUUGCAAUCACUGCAAGGAGCUGAGGCCGCUGGAUCUUCUGGUGAGGGUUCUUCUCAUUCUGCUGCUCUUGAGCCAAAGACAUGUGCUAUUGAUGUUGAGGCUGCUGAGGAACAAGGUUCAUCUGAAGAAGAACCACUUAUUCAGAUGGUAGAAUGUCGAAUCUGUCAAGAGGAGGACAACAUUAAGAAUUUGGAAACUCCUUGUGCUUGCAGUGGCAGUUUGAAGUUUGCUCAUAGGAAAUGUGUUCAGCGUUGGUGCAAUGAGAAAGGAGAUAUAACUUGUGAGAUAUGCCAUCAGCCUUACCAGCCUGGUUAUGUUGCUCCACCACCUCCUCAGACUGACGAUUCUGCAAUUGAUAUCAGUGAUGGUUGGACAAUCUCUGGUGCCCCUCUGGACUUGCGUGACCCUCGAGUUUUGGCAAUGGCAGCAGCUGAACGUCAUCUUUUGGAAGCUGAUUAUGAUGAAUAUGCUGAUGCUAGUGCUAGUGGAGCUGCCUUUUGCCGCUCUGCUGCUUUAAUACUAAUGGCCCUUCUACUCUUGAGACAUGCUAUGUCCCUCACCAAUGGAGAUGGGGAGGAUGAUGCUUCCACUUUUUUCUCUCUUUUCCUGCUUCGUGCUGCUGGUUUUCUUCUCCCAUGUUACAUCAUGGCCUGGGCCAUCAGCAUAUUGCAGCGUCGAAGGCAACGACAGGAAGCAGCAGCACUUGCAGCAACUGAAGUUGCAUUUAUGAUACAGGCAGGCCAACGUCGAGGCUUACAUUUCACAAUAGCGCCAGGACCAGCAGUGACCCCUCAUCAGGAGCCACUUCAAUGAUUUGUAGGCUUUUACUAUGGUGAAAUAAUGUGACAGUGAAGAGGAUAGAUUAGUAAUGAAACUCUGAGGACAUUGUCACUCGUAGUGAAAGAAAAGGGGAAGCUUCCCCCGUUUUCCUCUUUGCUUGCUCUGUUGUAUUUCCUGUUAUUUUUAAGAAAAACAUGAAUUAUUUUUCCUGUUAUUUUUUAACCUUCUUUGUUUUUCUCCUCUCUUUAAGAUAUUCUUCUCACUGCUCACAUAUGUACAUAAAUGUUGAAUUUCACUGCCUUUGUUUAUUGCAUGAGGAACCUGCCUUUGCAGACU